AUGUCAGACAAAUCCAAAUCGAAGAAAAAAUAUCACUGUGUCUCUGCUGAGGAUGGGUUUUACUGCGUCCCCACCAGGGACAUUCGCUCCGCUGAUCCUUCUAACAUUAAAGUGGGUGAUGCUGUGAUGUUCCAUUACGGCAGCCACGUUAAAAACGGAGAAGUGUUGUUCAUCUCAAGCAAGGAGAGUGAAACUCUCGAGGAGAUGAAGAGAAGGAGGAGGGAGAAUCGUACUGUGAAAGAGGAAAGCUUUCAUGCUGAGAAGCCACGCAAGUCUGCCUUGAAACAGCGUGCUAUGAUGAAAGAGCUGCAAUCAUCUGGAAAAGUAAGCGAAGUUGUUGUUAAACUUGAAGAACCGUCAGGUUCUAAACCUGCAUCGAAGAAGGCAAAGAAAGCGAUGAAAGAGCGUGCUCAGCUACUAGCAGAAAGCGAAAUGUUGCUUGGUUCUGAUCCACCUGUCAAACCAUUGGUAAAUGAAUCUGAUCAGUCAACUCUCUCUUCAAGCAUUACCUCUGAUUCAAGUUCGUCAAUUGAUCCAAAGUUAAAGGUUUCGAAAGCUGGGGAUACAUCUGAUGUGAAAUCAUUGAAAGCCCUUCAAGGGCCAGACUCAGACUCUGACAAAAGUUCUGUCAAAGCCGGCAACGACUUGCAUGAAGAAGGCCAUGAACAAUUUGGAAACGACACUCGAGGUGCUUUGAAUCAAAUUGGAGCUGUUGAUAUGAACCAAGAUGGGCCUUCACCUGCUUUGAAUGGAGGUGACAGUUUGACUGAAGACUUGAAGAUUGAGAGAACGCCUACUCUACCUAUCAAUCCUGAUGGUGAUGAAGUCUCUGCUAAUACUGCUCAGAGUAGUGAUAAAACUAUUCCUGAUUCUAGUGCUGUUCAAUUAGAAGCUCCAGAUGACAAAACUGUUGGAACUUCUCAUAAGAAACAUCGCAGCAGAAGCUGUUCAUCAACAUCUUCCAGUAGCUCCUCCUCAUCGGACAGUUCAAGCUCUAGCAGCAGUGAUGAUAGAAGAAAGAAAAGGAAGCAUAGAAAGAAGAAGUCUAAAAAAGCCAAGAAAUCACGGAGGAAGAAGCAGAAGAAAUCAAGUAAAUACGACUCAAGUGAGGAUGAAAGUUCUGAUGAGAAAAAGAAGUACAAGAAGAGGUCGAGAAGAUUGGACUCUAGUGAUAGUGAGGAAGUGAUCAAAGAAAAGAGGAAGAAGAAGAGAAAGCACAAGAAGUCAUCUAGUAGUGAUAGUAGUGAUGAUGAGAGCAAAAGGAGGAUGAAGAGUGUUAAGCAAGAUAAGAGGUUCAAGAAUUCAAAAAGGGAAUAUGUUGAGCCAAGUAAAUCUUAUCGUGUUAAAAGGAACUUGAAUCUUUUCCCUGGCCAAAUGUAUUUGCACUCAGCAGAAACUCCUGGGGCUGUCAAGGUUCAUGAUAAAUAUGAGGUUUAUAUUCCGGAAAGUACCCUCAACCAAAUCAUCAAAGAUGCCCGCUCUCUGCCUCUCCUUGUGAAGCACCUUGUGCAAAAUGUUUUCACAAAGGAAGCGCUGCAUGGCUCUACUGCGCAAGGUUAUCCGAACAGAGUGCUCGGAAGGCACUAUCUGAGACAAUCAGAAGUUUUGCCUAGACUUGAUCCCAAUGGGCGAGAAGCUAUCAUGCAACGCGCUCUGAGUGUGCAAGAGGACAAGAAAGCAUGGAGACCUCGAGCUAGAUUAAGUAAUGUUAGUCAACAUUUCUCCCAAGCAGUUGGUGACGAAAAGGCUCCAGAAUCCUCGGGAGAUGAUUCAAGUUCUGAUAGUUCUUAAAUGAUAAAGGCUGGUUCUUGCUCAAGUGUUGUGAUUCAUUGUGAUCAUUUUCUAAGUACAAGUGUUCCUUAUUUUAUGUUUAUUCUUCAAGUACUUAAAUAUUUAUUCCUCUCCAAAUGUGAUCAUUUUAUAAGUACAAGUGUUUCUUUUGUUUAUUCAAUAAGUACUUAAAUUUUUAGACUGACUAGUCUUUCAACUUUUAAAUUGUAAUGGUUAGUGUAACUUCUGUGAGUACAAGUUAAGUUUUAGUUUUAUUUUCAAUUUGACUUACUAGUCCUUCCAGCAAAUGCAGAGGCCUUAAUUUGAAUAUUUUGUGAUGGGAGAUCUUGCAUGCAUGCUUUGUAGUCAUGAUACAAAGUACUCGUCAGAUUUUAGACACUCCUAUUUUAUAUUGUGAUUUAUUGUGAUCAGUUGACUCUUUCGUGGGUACAAGUAAUUUUAAUUUAUGUUCGUAAAAGUACCUAGUCUUCUGAUAUUCAUAUUCUUAUAUAUCUUUGUAAAAUGAGAGCUCUUUUAUAAGUGAAGACUAUUUAAUUGGGUUUUACUCAAUGUCUUAAUAAGACUUUUAUAUGAAUAAAUAUGUUUGUUCCCUUA
Frankliniella occidentalis (western flower thrips) is the source of this 2385-nucleotide messenger RNA. RefSeq lists its product as uncharacterized. The transcript has 7 exons. NCBI's taxonomy places the organism in Eukaryota, Metazoa, Arthropoda, Insecta, Thysanoptera, Thripidae. The coding region runs from base 1 to 1791 and encodes 596 amino acids. The record is from RefSeq and is a predicted model, not a curated record.